CCAACAUACGUAGGACUCUUGAGGCUCGCAGGUGUUUUUCUGCUUGAAGGGUGAAUGGAACUGAACCAAGAGGAGGUGGGAGAGGAAGGAGAAAUUUGACAGCAGCAGCCAGAAAGAUGGAGAGAGGUUAUUAGUGAGACGAACGAGCAACAGUGGAUGUGGCACUCUUUACGAGAAGGAAUCAGCUAACAAAAGGAACCCCUGGUCAACCCUGGAAUAAUCCGCACUUCCGGAGGGAGCAACAGGUGGGCACCUCUUAAUACUUUGCUUUGUAAUCCGCGCACGGUCAAGCGUGCUACUCGCCUAUUGGCUUGAACUAACCCAUUGUUGAGUGAAGAGUGUAGUGCGUCCAGUGUGUCUAAAAAGGAGAGCGUCUCCUCAUCAGGAACAUUUUUUGCUCUUGUUGUCUUUUAAGUACGUAUGCAUACCUUAAAUAUGUAUAGUCUCAAUAGCGAGAAUCACUGGGCCAUGUCUCAACUUUAUCAUCAACUUCCGCCUCUGGAAAUAAUAUUUGGUAGUAAACCAGUUGAGCCAGUAACAUGGACUGCUCUACAGGUAGUAGCGGCGAGAUUUGUACUGUGGGGUAGAGAGAUAUAGAGCAAAAUGCACGAGUUGUUCACUCAGGUGCUGGGAAAGAAGGACCUCUCCAAGGCGGGAGAUCUGUUCUCUGUAUUGGACCACGCGAUCGUAAAUGACCUGACCGAAGUCAUUCAGACCAUCAACCGCAUCAGCACCAUGCCUGACUACCUGAACAACAAUAACGACCAGAGUGUUGUUGAAAUUUGCAUUACAAGGGUCACUUCCGCAAUCAGAGAUACCGGAUCUAUUGAGCAGCAUGCUGAGGCUCUAGUGAAACUGCUUGAAUCGUGCCUGAGCCAAAACUUGAAGCCGUCCAUCAAGGAUGAAGAUCCACCCCAUGCCAAAAUAUCUUCAGACAUCAUUGCUUGCCUCUUCUUGAAUUACAGCAAGAAAGAAGUGAUGAAACGUGCCUUGCCAGUAGCUGUAAAAUUUCUCCACAAGGGAAACCAAGAGCUUUCGCGCAACAUGUCUUCCUACUUGUCCUUGGCAGCCAUCGAGAAUGCUGACCUACUUGCCCUCCACAUUCAGCCAAUCAUCGACUCCAUAAUUUCAGGCAACUACCCACUUGCCAGAGUUUUGCCGCAAAUCUACGAGGUGAACAAAGAGCCCAUAAACGAGCAUGUAAUGGCCCUGGCAGCCCUUUUACCCCGCUGUGAAAACCCUGACAAACUGGCUCUGCUAAGUCUCUUUGGUCUCAUCGCAAAAGAUAAACCGUCUUUGUUGGAACCUUGUCUUUCUCAACUGUGCGAAUACCUGGGUCCAGCGUCCACAGCAUCGGCAACAAUGCAGGUCUUCUUAGCCAUGGCGGCCACCAGACCGCAGUUGCUGGUAGACCACCUGCAACGGAUCAAGGACGCUGCCCAGUCUCACCCGAACACACUUGGACUGGCAGCCCAAGUCAUAUCGUCUGUGGGAAAACUCAGCAAGGACCGUGCCCAAGAUGCCUUAGAUUUUGUGUUGAAGAGCCUCCGCCAUGCUGAUAGGGGUAGCCAGGGUACGUUGCUCAGGGAGGCGACCCUUCUCUGCACUAGCUAUCCUGUUCUUAUCAACGAAAAGAUGCUGGCCCAAGUAAAACACAGGUCCGACCAGCAGAACAGUGAAAACCAGUCAAAAGUGGCGUCAAGUCAGUCGAACACUCCAACAACAAACACCAUUUCCAACACAGGGUCUGUGACGAACUCCAGCGGUGUGACCAUCAUCAAAGUGGAGAACGGCAAGCAUGCACCUGCAGAAAAGGAACCAGUGCCAAACACCACCACCACCACCACCACAGCUUUCAUUCCCAAUCGGGCAGUUUUCACAGGGCGUCCGCGCCUCGGCGACAGUCGCAGCACUGGUCGGCUCACAUCAGCCCUGCACACGAACCGCAGCAUGACCAAACUGAACGGCGGUCACGGCAGCCGAAUGGGCCUUCACCGCAGUGUGACCAGACUCAGCUCAAGUCAGCACAUCAACCUGACGCCGGUGCCACAGAUUCAGCAUGUGGUGCCGCCACCGCUGGUCAACAAGAGUGUCACGGCCAUCCAUCCGCAUCCGCCAUUGCCAAUGCCCAGGUUCAUCAGCAACUCGAGAAUUUCAAGCGGUGGGGUAACUGUGACCACCACCUCGGGAACUGUCAGCCCCACGAAGAGCAUAAGUGGAAGCAUUACUGCUCUCCGAGAGGACCCGUACAUUUCCAUUUCCACGCCAUACUCCGCCAGCUACAACAUCCAGCCCACCUCCCCAGCAUUUAUCCAAAAUGGACGAGAGACUGUCUGUCUGUACCCGGUAAUCACGUCGUCUGGCGCCGUUCAGCUGACCCAGUCAGGGACACGGCUGCACUCGCCCUUCCAGCUGUCUCAGCCUGCAGUGGCCCUGACCAAGAGCCAUUCCGGCACCACCAGCCUGUUGCACCAAUCAUGCGCCUCGGUGAUCUCGACGGCCGGCCUCCACCCAGGUGUCAGCUCGCUGCUUCCAGACACCAAGAUUUCCCUCCCUCCGUCACUGUCCCAAACGGCCAUCACCUCUCUGCAGACGGCCGCGCCUGCGCCUGCGCCCGCGCCCACCAGGAGGACCAACACGAGUGUCACGGUCAUCGGACAGGGCAUGUCCGGUAUCGCGACGGCUCAGAGAAUCAGUGUGUUUGAGCCCUAUCCUUUUAGAGACACUAUUCAGCAUUUUUGCGAGAAGCAUUUGGACAAAAUCAAAUCGUACAUGGAUAAGGUCUGCGUGAAAAUUCCACCGCCUGCCAAGUGCACCAUUGAAGAGAGGAAGGCAAAGAAAUUCGCAAAGCUGCACUUUGCCUGUCAAGGUCAGGGAGAGCAUUGUCUGUACAGCAGAGGCUUCUUCACCAUGCGGACGAGGAACGCGCGCAUUUGGAUCCACCUCAUGUUUUUGGCCCUUCAGGCCAAGUCUCAGUCUGCGCUCAGUUCAAGGGAGAACUCGUUGACCAGUCUCAAGAACUGCUGGGAUAUUCUCAAGUGUGAAACUAAAUCAUUCCUCACGCUGGUCACCUCAGCGUUCCCCUGCUCAAAAGAUCAAGACAUGCUACUGCAUGAGCUCCGCAACAGCGGCUACUUUGAUGUGUUCGAGUACAACGUCACGCGACAGAUUUGGGGCUGCUUUUUGUGCAACCACCCGGAGAGGGCGUCUGGCUUCUUGCAGACCACCCAGCCGGUGAUCGAGGGCCAGCUGAAGGAAAAGAAGGGCCGCUGGAAAAUAUUCAAACGAUGGCGGACCCGCUACUUUACCCUCUCGGGCGCUCAUCUCAGCUACAGAGGAAUUGACGACAAGGAUGCGAUCCCGAUCGAGGUCAACCAAAUCCGCAGCGUGAAAGUGAGCAGGGGAGCAAGGAACAUCCCCAAGGCUUUUGAGAUUUUCACUGGAGACCGCUCUCUCAUAUUGAAACCGAAGGAUGGCAAAAAUGCUGAGGAGUGGGUACAAUGCUUGUCGAUUGCUGUAGCCCAUUCUCACUCGAGGGAAGUGCCAACUAAAAGCUACUCUCUUCCGGCCAGAGGCAUCGGCUUCCGAACCGCCGUUUGACUGAAAUCAGCAACUGUAAUCAAGUCUAGAUACAUAUUUAAUACUUAAAAUUUCUAUCCAUUUUACAUAUUGUGCCAAUGUACUUUAAACUGAAUAUUUAUUGCUGUAAUUUCUUUGCUCUGUUAGUAUUUUACUGAACGAAAUUCUAUAAAUGAAUGACGAUUAUCCUUUGGUUAUUGCUUAAAUUUUUAAAUGGAUCAUGUGAAUGGUGAAGAACUGGUUAUAUGCUCUCAAUACAUGUGGCUUGGUUGUUUCCAAAAUAAAUAUGCUGAUAAAUUAUCGAAACCAUACACAAGUGUCUUAUAAUUUUGUAUGUAUUAAAUUAAUGAUCGUUCAUAGUU
Messenger RNA from Cloeon dipterum, 3941 nucleotides. It is a transcript of the gene melt, whose product is annotated as melted. Gene Ontology annotation, cellular component: plasma membrane. Gene Ontology annotation, molecular function: phosphatidylinositol-5-phosphate binding. The record is from RefSeq and is a predicted model, not a curated record. NCBI's taxonomy places the organism in Eukaryota, Metazoa, Arthropoda, Insecta, Ephemeroptera, Baetidae. The coding region runs from base 604 to 3600 and encodes 998 amino acids. Gene Ontology annotation, biological process: regulation of signal transduction. The transcript is spliced from 15 exons.